This is a messenger RNA of Morus notabilis, 1561 nucleotides long. Its product is annotated as ubiquitin receptor RAD23d. Gene Ontology annotation, cellular component: cytosol; nucleoplasm. The coding region runs from base 175 to 1341 and encodes 388 amino acids. Gene Ontology annotation, biological process: proteasome-mediated ubiquitin-dependent protein catabolic process; nucleotide-excision repair. Gene Ontology annotation, molecular function: damaged DNA binding; ubiquitin binding; polyubiquitin modification-dependent protein binding. The record is from RefSeq and is a predicted model, not a curated record. The transcript is spliced from 13 exons. NCBI's taxonomy places the organism in Eukaryota, Viridiplantae, Streptophyta, Magnoliopsida, Rosales, Moraceae.
CAAACCCCUGCAUAUGAAAAUAUAAACGAGAACAGGGGACUCUCUCGCUUUCCGAAAUUUUCCUCUUCGUUGGCGAGUGGGAUUUCUCUGGUCGACGAAGCUUUCGCCGGCGGCAAUCGGCCAUCGCACCUCGCCGGAGAGAAUAGCUGCUUCAGUUUCAGUUCAAAGAAGAAGAUGAAGAUUUGUGUCAAGACACUCAAGGGUACUCACUUCGAGAUCGAAGUGAAACCCGAAGAUACGGUUGCCGAUGUCAAGAAGAACAUAGAGGUAGUUCAGGGUGCUGACGUUUACCCUGCUUCUCAGCAGAUGCUUAUUCAUCAAGGGAAGGUCCUUAAGGAUGUGACAACUCUUGAAGAAAAUAAAGUUGUUGAGAAUAGUUUUAUAGUGAUUAUGAUAACUAAGAAUAAGGCUUCACCAAGUGGAGCCUCAAGUACAUCAGGUGCAGCUACAAGUCAGGCACAACCUGUAACUGCUUCUCCUCCUGCGUCAUCAACACCGUCAACAACAUCUGAAACACCCGCCUCUGUUGCGCCACCGCCGCAAUCUGUUCCCGAACCUGCUCCUGCAGCAGCUCCUACUGCUUCCGCUGAAUUGGACGUAUAUGGACAAGCAGCGUCAAACCUUGUUGCAGGAAGUAAUUUGGAGGCUACUGUUCAACAGAUUCUUGAUAUGGGUGGUGGAAGUUGGGACCGGGAUACCGUUGUCCGUGCUUUACGUGCUGCUUUUAACAACCCUGAAAGAGCUGUUGAAUAUCUGUACUCUGGAAUUCCUGAACAGGCAGAUGUUCCACCACCUGCUCAAGUUCCUGCUGGUGGCCAGGCAGCAAACCCUCCAGCAAUCAAUCCUCCAGUGCAAGCCUCACAACCAGCAGCGCCCACAGGUGGUCCUAAUGCAAAUCCUCUGGAUCUCUUCCCACAGGGCCUUCCAAGCAUGGGUUCAAACGUUGGUGCUGGCACCUUGGAUUUCCUCCGGAACAGUCCACAGUUUCAAGCAUUGCGGGCUAUGGUGCAAGCGAACCCCCAAAUUCUGCAGCCCAUGCUUCAGGAGUUGGGGAAGCAAAAUCCACAGCUCAUGCGUCUCAUUCAAGAGCAUCAAGCUGACUUUUUACGCCUGAUAAAUGAACCUGUUGAGGGAGAAGGGAACCUACUGGGUCAGUUGUCUGCAGCAAUGCCACAGGCUGUGACUGUUACCCCUGAGGAGCGAGAAGCCAUCGAACGUCUGGAAGCAAUGGGUUUUGAUAGAGCGCUAGUAUUGGAAGUAUACUUUGCUUGCAACAAGAAUGAGGAGCUGGCUGCCAACUAUCUAUUGGAUCACAUGCACGAGUUCGAUGACGAUCAAUAGUCCAGUGUUUAUAUAUGUUUUCUGCGUCAUUUAUUUAUAUCUUUUCUAUGUCUUAUAUGACAUGCUGGACAGAUUAUUAUAGCGUUUAGGGUGUCUAAUUCCUUCUCCUUUCUUUCCCAAUAUUCCCAACUCCUUAUUAUCUCUUGGAUAUAGCAUCUUCCGAAUUCUGUCCCAAAUCUUGGUUUCGAUUUUACAUUUAAUUUCUCGUUUGAAUGUCCAA